AUGAUAUAUUUGGAAUUAUUUUUUUGUAUAGUUCUGCUUCUAUUUAAUAAGAAUAAAUAUAAUGUUAACAAUUUAAACUUAAAAAAAAAAAAAAACGCUCAUCCGAAUAUAGUUGUACAGGUGAGCAAAAGGAAUGGUAUAAAAAAAUAUAGCUAUGAUAAAUUAACUUUUCUCUUUUUUAAAAAUUUCAAAAAAUGGGAUGAAAAUAAAACAAAAAAGAAAGAACGAAUAUAUUUUGAAAGAAAUGGAAUAAAUGUGCCUCAAGAUAUAGCUAUGUUUGGAAAAACAAAUGUGUAUUACAUAAGAGAAAGUAUUUAUAAUAAGGAUCAAAACAAUUUAGUACCAAAUGAAAUAGAUGCGCAGUGCAUAGAAGAACUUGAUGAUAUGGAAGCAGUUAACGACCCCUUAACAAGGGGAAGUAUUAGCACUUCCGGUGGUAGCAGUACAGGUGAUGCUCAAAACACGUCCAGUUAUGUGAAGGAGUAUAGCGGUAGUGCCAGUAGUGGUAAUAGUAGCAGUGAUGGUACUAGUAAUAGUAGCAUUGAUGAGAAGAGUGCUCGUAGCACAGGGCAGCGUGACUUGUCCCAUAACAGCUCAGAUCACAAGCAAGAUAAUAGGCAGAACAACAUCUUUAGCUACUUGAAUAAAGAAAGAGAUUACAUUACGCAAGUAGGUAAUUCCCCCAAAGUAGAUGUUUAUGAAAGAAGAUAUAAAGCCGAUGUAAAAACAAUAAACAGAAUUUUUGAAAAUAUAAAUGAAGUAAAUAUACAAUUAUUAAAGGACAUAAAAAGUAUAGAUGAAAAAGAAAAAAUUAUUAACAAGAAAGUAAUAGAAAAAGUAAGGGAAGACAUCAAAAAAUAUCAAGAAACAAAUGAAAUUAUGGAUAUGAAAGGUAAUAUUAUAAAACCAUCUAGUGAGAAUAAAAAUAAAGGGAAAACUGAAUCAAAAGAUAAAGGUAAUACAUCCUAUACGGAUAUGGAUGAAGAGGAAAAAAACGAAGUUAUUAAAAAAUUAUAUAUGAUUGAUAAAAAAACAGAUAAAUAUUUAGAAGAAAAUGUUUAUUUUGUUUUACAAAGUUGGCUACCAGAUAUAAGAAUUGAUGAUACUCUAAUAAUUAUAGAUAAUAUUGAAAAAUUUUACAACGAUUUUGAUAUAUCAAAAUAUUAUGAAAAAUUUAAAGAAAUAAAAAAUAGAAAUUUCUCCUAUGAUUUAAACUCAUACGAAAUUGAAAAUGUUCCAAGAAAUAUAAACGAUGAUACAGAAAUAGAAUGUGAACAUAUUCGUUCCUAUAAUAAUACAUAUAACAAACUAAACUAUUACAAUUUAAAAAAAUAUUCAUAUACCUAUUCCACGAAUGAUAAUAUGGAUACGACAUUUAAGAAAAAUGAACCGAUGCCACCUAUUGUUAUUAUUAACACGAAAAAAAAUUAUAUGGUUCAAGAAUGGGAAUGCAAAAAUUUCAAAAAUAGACAAAAAAGAAAUAAAGCACAUGAAUUUACAAGAUUACAAAGAGCAUUCAGGCCAUUCUCUUAUGUAGAUUUAAGUGAUAUUAGUUGCAUUUAUAGAAACAAUUUUCUUCAGUUAAAAAUGAAAUUAUCGCACAGAAAAUAUGUAAAUGAUGUUUAUCCCUAUUUUGUUCCUAUUAAUAAAAAUUCAAAUGAACAAUUAUUUGAUUUUAAUGGGUAUAAGAAAAAUGGAGAUUAUGCUUGGUCCUUUUUUUGGCAUAAUUUUAAGUAUGAUCCAGAUACUGAUUACAGCUUUUUAAAUAAAAAUGUUAAAUUGAAUUUAACUGAAACCAAAUUUGAAGACGUUAAUAAAAAGAAAUCGAUAAAAAUUAUGAAAAAAAUUUCAAAAGAAAGAAAGGGUAAAUAA
Molecule: messenger RNA, 1872 nt
Organism: Plasmodium malariae
Lineage: Eukaryota; Apicomplexa; Aconoidasida; Haemosporida; Plasmodiidae
Product: conserved Plasmodium protein, unknown function
Exons: 1
Coding region: 1-1872 (623 amino acids)
Source: RefSeq, a predicted model, not a curated record